This is a messenger RNA of Astyanax mexicanus (Mexican tetra), 3643 nucleotides long. It is a transcript of the gene grk7b, whose product is annotated as G protein-coupled receptor kinase 7b. The transcript is spliced from 4 exons. Gene Ontology annotation, cellular component: cytoplasm. Bases 459 to 2099 code for a protein of 546 amino acids. Gene Ontology annotation, biological process: protein phosphorylation; signal transduction; regulation of signal transduction. The record is from RefSeq and is a predicted model, not a curated record. Lineage: Eukaryota; Metazoa; Chordata; Actinopteri; Characiformes; Acestrorhamphidae. Gene Ontology annotation, molecular function: rhodopsin kinase activity; ATP binding.
UACAUGCAAAAUGCUGUUUAGCCCAAGACAUUUAGACUCCAUUGAUAGCCUGUUUUCUUAACUUUCAGCAUUACUCCAGUGGCUGUGUUCACAUUGGGUAGCACUUGCUCUAAGCACUUGUACUUGGGUUUGGCUGAAUUUAGUUGUCCCAAAUCCUCUUAAAGAAACCCCACAGGAAUCCCGCACAGGAAUAAGCUCACAAAGGCACUUACCCUGGAGAAAAGCCUCCACCACAGUGCUUAAUUCUUCAUGAGUAAUUACCAGAGUGCCACUGAGAUGCCUCUUAUACUGAGGAGUUUCAGAAUAUUACUCUAAUCUGUCCAGGUGAACGUGGUGGUAUACUCUUAAAAACAGGUUCUUGGACUGGAUGGAGAAACCAUCAUCUGCUAUAGGAAACAUUGCCUUCUUUACUUUAGUGCUUGACCUUUUUCCUCUGUAGCUCCUCCAUACUUGCAGCCAUGUAUGAUAUGGGAGGACUGGAGAACCUGGUGGCCAACACGGCCUACCUAAAGGCCCAAGCCGCAAUUGAAGACAAGGAACUGAAACGACGCCGGCAGAGCCGUCCUCUGCCCAAAUUGGAGCAAUGUACCACAAUUCGUUCCACCAUUGCCAUGGACUUCGAGCAGAUAUGUGAACGGCAGCCCAUCGGGAACAAGCUCUUUCGGCAGUUCCUCCAGGCCUCGGAGUAUGCGGUUGCCACAGAGCUUCUCGAUGAGCUGAAUGACUGGGCUCUUGCUGAGGCUGGAGCUAAAGAUAAAGCCAGGCAGAACAUCAUUAACAAGUUCUGCAGGAGCGACUCCAGCAGCUUCCUCUCCUACCUGACCGGAGACGUGGCCAGUAAGUGCCAGGCGGUUUCAGAGAAGGACUUUGAGGAGGUGAUGAUGGGGAGAGUGAAGGAUGCCACACAGGAGUUUUUGAGAGGGAAACCCUUCACUGAGUACCAGAGCAGUCUGUUCUUCGACAGGUUUCUGCAGUGGAAAGAGUUCGAGAAACAGCCGAUAUCAGAAAAGUACUUUUACGAGUUCCGGACUCUGGGAAAAGGUGGAUUCGGAGAGGUGUGUGCAGUGCAGGUGAAAAGCACAGGUCAGAUGUACGCCUGCAAGAAGCUGGAUAAGAAGCGUCUGAAGAAGAAAGGUGGGGAAAAGAUGGCUCUGCUGGAGAAGUGCAUCCUGGAGAAGGUGAACAGCCGGUUCGUGGUGAACCUGGCAUACGCCUACAGCACCAAGACCCACCUGGGUCUGGUGAUGAGCCUGAUGACCGGAGGUGAGCUCAAGUACCACAUCUACCACAUGGGAGAGCGAGGCAUCGAGCUGGACCGCGUCGUGUACUACACGGCUCAGAUUACAUCUGGUCUCCUGCACCUCCAUGCCAUGGACAUCGUCUACCGGGACAUGAAGCCUGAGAACGUCCUGCUGGACAGUCAGGGGCAGUGCAAGCUGUCGGACCUUGGACUUGCCGUGGAGCUGCCUGGCGGGAAGACCAUCUGCCAGAGGGCUGGCACUAACGGGUACAUGGCUCCUGAGAUUCUGAAGGGGGAGUCAUAUGGGAUGUCAGUGGACUGGUGGGCGCUGGGCUGUAGUAUCUAUGAGAUGGUCGCAGGUCGACUGCCCUUCAAGGACUACAAAGAGAAAGUCCAGAAGGAAAAGGUGGCACAGAGAACCCUGGAGGAUGAGUGCCAGUUCCAACACCAGGGUUUUGAAGCUUCCACCAUCGACAUAAUCAACCUCUUCCUGAAGAAGAAUGUAGAGGAACGACUUGGGUGCAAUGGUCAAGACCCUCGGAAGCACGAGUUCUUCAGUGCCAUCAGUUUUCCUCGUCUGGAGGCAGGGCUUAUCGCUCCCCCUUGGGUUCCUAAGCCCAAUGUAGUCUAUGCAAAAGACACAGGAGACAUCCGGAACUUCUCUGAGGUCAAAGGGGUGGAGUUUGAUGCUAAUGAUGAAAAGUUUUUUAAGGAGUUCAGCACAGGCGCAGUUCCAAUCCCUUGGCAGCAGGAGAUGAUUGAUAGCGGACUGUUUGAUGAGCUUAACGACCCAAAUAGGAAGGAAUUGAGCCGAGAAAUGAAUGAUAGGAAGUUCUCAAAAUCCUGCACUAUUCUUUAACAAUGUGAGUGUCGGAAAAAAAUACAGGGAAGAAUGUUAAUUUCAUACUAGAGUUUAGAUUUCGGUCCGAGAAUUCCCACCGUUUUCCUCGGGUUUUGUCGGGUUCGGCUCAAAAAUAUGGAGUAUGACGUAGACCUAAGUUUUUAAUGGAGCAAAUCACACUGUGAUCUUUGUGAUGCUGCACAAUUUAGCGCAUAUCUGAGCUUAUUCACUUACUUACAAGCUUUUUUGCAUGUUUUUUUUUUUUUUUUAAAGCUCCACAUGUCACUCUAUUGGUGCAGAGGGCUGUAUUUCAUACUUACAUUCUAAAUUAUUAUACAUGAAAAACAUUUUCCUGUAAAAUGAAUGAACUUUGCAGCAGUUUCACCAGAAUUGUCUGUUAUUUUACAUUAUAUAUGUUGGAAGAGCAAAUAUUAGCUGUCUGUAAUUGUGUUUGAUUAUUUAUUUGAAGUGAUUUUAUUUUUGUUUUUCACAAAAUUAUUAUUUAUCGAAUGCUGUGACAUGUUUGGAUUUGUAUUUUGUGUGUGUGCGGGGUUUUUCCUUUUGUUACUUUUUUUUAUUGCUCAUUUUCAUAGACUCUAUUGAAAUCUGCCCAAACCCCUGUGGGGUCCUGUGGUUCACCGACAGAGCCCUCUGUUCUGUUGCUUGUAACAUUGCUUAUGAUUCGAACAUCGCUGGUGUGACUAAGGGUUCUUUUUGUCAUUGUAUUUAAUGGUUGGCUUAAAACCAAACUACAUACAAAUGAUCCAAAACAGCCUACGACUACUGCAGCACCCUGCGGCUCAAUGGUCCACCGUUCUGUCACAGAAGGAAUUGUUCCUAUUUCAGACUGCGCCAGUUCAGAACUUUGAAUCUACAUUUAAUAUUGUCUCUGCAAGUAUGAGUAGUAGCACCAUAUGAUCAUAUAUACAUGUAUUGUGCUUGUAGGACUCUAUUAUGGCACUCUAUCUUGCAUUGUUCCACAUUAGGCUAAUACAUCCACAUUUCAUAAACACAAUGGUGUUUUUUUUUUUUUCAUUAUAUAAGCUUACAUCUACAUAAUACAUCUCAUUUGCAGCUUACACAUUGUAAAUUAUAAGCAUAUUUCUCUGAUGUAGUAGUCAGAAAAAGAGGGCACUGUUGCAGGCCAGCAUGAGUGCUGAAUCAACUGUAGUUACCACCAUCUACCAGCCAGUGUCAGUCUAUUACCAACCAAAAGAUCACAAUAAGGUUUCUCCAAGUCUUGAUCUCAACCCUACCCAAACUAUGUGCAAUGAGUUUAUAAGUUAGAUCCUUGCCAGACAGCCAAUUUUUAAGAAAAGAGAAAAAAAAACACUAUAAUUCAGGGCCAUAUUAAGUAAGAUAAGUAACAUACAAAUUAACAAAAAUAUCAGACAGGGGACAACACUCUGUGAUAUCCUCGUACUUAAUAAUAAUUUGGAAACCCACAAACCCCAAAUUAUAUGUAAUUAAGUGUUUAAAACCAAUAUUUAACAUGGUAUGGGUCGUUUAUCCAAACAAAAUAUGUUUUUUUAUCAUUGGCUCUAUGUAACUGUGUAUUGAUU